AGCCUGACGCAGUGUGAGAGGCAGAAACUGAGAGGAGAGAGACGGAAAGCGAGGGAGACAGAGGCGAGCAGGCAGCGCAUCGCAGCGCAUCGCAUCAGGCAACGCUUUGCGUCCCCACCAAGAACCGUGACGCGGGUGGAUCGCCGCGCUGGCCGCCGCUGCUGGUGCCGUGACCGCCGAGCGCCUUCCCGGUCACUGCUCCGCACCACAGUCCGCAGAGGAGACGGCGGCGGGUUGGGAUCAAAUCAGUGACAGACACUGAUCGCCACGCACACACCAACGCAGCCCGCGCUGCCCGAGGCACGGAGCGGAGCGCCUCCGCCGAGGACCCGCGCCAGGCGUCUCCCGCGGCGGCAUCUGGAGCAGACUUGUUAGAUUCUGUGCAGUGGGAAUCGGACGGCGUCAGAUGAACAAGUUCUCACACUAAGCACAGAGCAGCGAGCGAUGAGUGGAAGCAGGAAAGUAAAGAGGUGCUCGUCCAAUCAGAGAUGCAGAUUUCCACAGAAGACAUGAGCGCCAGCCAAUCUGGCACCAGCACCACUUCCACUCAGCAGCUAAUACAAAACAAAUCAGAUGAGCACCAGUAACGAAGCCACCGACACCAUUUACCUAGACGACGUACUGCCAAAGAAGCGAUACAUCCCGUUGCUGCACUUGUUCCUGAUGAAAUAAAACCUGAAGCACUAACACGAGGUCGGCAGAAUUUCAGUUUAAGGGAGGAACAGGGACGCGUCACCAUGCUGUGACUACAGCAAAGGCCGAGCAGACACAAACCUGAUGAAAGAGGCAGCAGCCACCCACCGCUCAACCAACCACCAUCAAGCAAAUAAGUCCGAUCUUCCUUCCAAAUGACGCCGUCCUGCAUGAAUAAAUGUUAGAUGGCAAGCGUCUCUGGACAUCUUUCUCCAGUGGAUAUUGCAACGACAUCCCAAAUGGCCCAGAGGACAGGACAGGGACGGCAGAGACAUAAUGUGACUGGAGGUUCCUCGUCCGUGGUCCUGUCCACCGCCAGCUCCUUCAUCCGUUGGCUCGCCCUGCUGUCGGUGAUGCGGUUGCCCGUGGUAACAGCUGACUGCUGGCUCAUCGAAGGGGAGAAGGGAUUCGUGUGGCUGGCUAUCUGCAGCAUGAACCAGCCUCCGUACGAAGCCAUCCCCGCCCACAUUAACAGCACUAUCGUGGAUCUGAGGCUCAACGAGAACAAGAUACGCUCGGUCCAUUACUCCUCGCUCAGUCGCUUCGGCAACCUCACAUAUCUGAACCUGACCAAGAACGACAUCAGCUACGUGGAAGACGGGGCGUUCUCCGCCCAGUUCAACCUGCAGGUUCUCCAGAUGGGCUUUAACAAGUUGAGGAACCUGACAGAGGGGAUGCUGCGGGGCCUGGGCAAGCUGCAGUACCUCUACCUGCAAGCCAACCUCAUCGAAACCGUGGCCCCCAACACUUUCUGGGAGUGUCCCAACAUAGAGAACAUAGACCUCUCCAUGAACAGGAUCCAGGUGCUGGAUGGAAACCUGUUCUCCGGACUCUCCAAGCUGACCACCUGCGAGCUUUACACCAACCCGUUCAACUGCUCCUGCGAGCUGCUGGGCUUCCUGCGCUGGCUCUCGGCCUUCCCCAACAGGACCAGCGAACGGAUGGCGUGCGACUCCCCGGAGGGCUUCUCGGGCUUCAACCUGCUGAGCCAGAACCCCCGCACGCCCACCCAGCGCACCGCCCUGCACGUGCUCGGCAUCGUGUGCACGGACGACGGCAGCAGCACGCCGCCCUUCUUCGGCCCCGGGACGUCCGACUGCACCACCGUGCCCCCGGACCCGGCCUCCCCCUGCGGCCUGGAGGACUGCGCCUCGGGGACCACCCCCGAGGAGGACGUCAGCUGGAGCACCAUUUUCUUUGAGACCAAACCGAUUAUGACGCUGAAGCAGGUGCUGCAUUCGAGCGCCGUGGUCACAGUGCAAAUCCCGCACCCUUACAAGAAGAUGUACAUCCUGGUACUUUACAACAACAGCUUCUUCACAGAUAUCCAGACUCUGAAAAACCUAAGAGAAGACAUCGAGCUGAAGAACCUAAAACCCAACACCGACUACACGUACUGUGUGGCUUCUAUACGAAACUCCCUGCGCUUCAACCACACCUGCCUGACCAUCUCCACCAUCCGACGGGACAUGCCCGAGAGGAUAGCCAAUCAGUCGUCCGCCACCCACUACAUUAUGACCAUCCUAGGCUGCCUAUUCGGCAUGCUGCUGUUCCUCGGCCUCGUCGUCCACUGCUUGAGGAGGAAGAGGAUCAUGGAGGAGAAGGAGAGGAAAAUGAGCAGGAUCCAGAGGACUCUGAUUGAGCUCAAGUACGGUGGCGAAGGGGAUCUAGAGGGAGGCAGCGGGGGAUCGGUUUCCCAGAAGCUGGCCGCUGGGGACAGCCUGUCCAGGAUGCCCUACCUGCCCCAGGGCGGCGAGAUAGAUCCAUACAAGCUGCAGGAGGUGAUAGAGACGCCGGCACACAAGCCGGCGAAACUUAACUACAUGGAGGUCAGAGGCUCCGGAAUCGAAAGGGAGAGAGAGCGAGAGCGAGAGAGGGAGAGGGAGAUGUCACCACAGGCAAAUCCCCAGGGCUCCGUGGCGGAGAUCUCCACCAUCGCCAAGGAAGUUGACAAAGUUAACCAGAUCAUCAACAACUGCAUAGACGCUCUCAAGUCGGAGUCCACCUCCUUCCAACAGGGGAUCAAAUCCCCGUCCUCUGCGGGCGGAGGGGCUGUUUCGACGGCGGAGCCCCAGUUGGUGCUCCUCUCCGAGCAAGGGGAGAGGGGAGAAAGAGGGGGAGAGUUCCUCUCCCCGGUGUACAAAGGUGGGAGAGGAGGGCGAGAGGAGAGGGGGAAAAGCUACCACCACUCCCUGCAGCGGCACCACAGCAUGGAGGCGCCUCCCACCUCCAAGAGGCCCAGCACCUCCUCCUCGCCCGGCUCCGCCCGCAGCCCACACUCUUUCCGCUCGGAGGGAGGCUACCACUCCUCGGAGACCCGCUACAUCGAGAGGACCUCACCCGGAGAGCGGGGGGACAGGGGAGGCGGGGGAGGAGAGGCCAUCCGCACCGUCACCCCAGCGGCGGCUAUUUUGCGAGCAGAAGCCCAGCGGAUUCGCCAGUACAACGAGCACCGCCACUCGUACCCGGUCCCAGCAGCACCUCCAGGAGCUGCAGCACCACCCCCAGAUCCUGCAAGAGCUCCACCACCACCCGGGGGCCGCAAGCCCUCCGUGCUAGACCCCAUCACCCUCAGCCGGCAGGCCAAGCAGCGGGAGCUGGCCUACUCCCAGCUGUCGCCGCACUACCCGCUGUCGCCCCAGUACCACAACCUGAGCUACUGCUCCAGCCCCGAGGAGGACGAGGAGGACGAGGGGCUCCUCUGCACCCCCACGCUGGGGCUGUGGGAGCGGUUCAAGCUGCACCGCAAGCGCCACCGGCAGGCGUCCAUGGAGGACGAAGGCUACGUGGCAGCGGGGCACGCGCUGAGGCGGAAGGUCCAGUUCGCCAAGGACGAGGACCUUCACGACAUACUGGACUACUGGAAGGGUGUGUCGGCGCAGCAGAAGGCCUGAGGCCCACGGGCAGCGCCGGGCACUGAGAUGGAGGAAUAACAGCAGAGAUACAUAUACAGACCUGUAAAUACACACAAGUCAUUAGAUUUACACACGUACAUGGACACACACACAUCGCACUCUACACAAACUGAGCCUUUGUCUGAGAAGAAGGACCAAACUAAUAUAGCGUACCGAACAACAGGAAUCCUAACUUAUAGAGACGGACCUUUUUUAACAUCAUGAAACGAUAGCUCAGACUUAUGUAGCUAUUUCUACUAAGUUUUGAAUGAAAAAAGAAUCAAUAUUAAGAAAAGAAAGCAUAAAUGUUGCCAGGCAACCCAUCCUGAAAGCCCAGCGGCGCCUUCUAAUCUGCCCGGCGACUGUCGCUCAUCAGUCCCGAUCGUCCGGUCAGUAGGAGUGGGCUUCGCCCGCGACCCCCGCGCGGGGGGCGCUCUGUACAAAGGCUCGGCGCGAUUCGGGAGAUUCAAAGUCAUCGAAAUGACAAUUUGGGAUGGGUCGCCAGGCAACGGUACGAUUCAACUGUGCUGAGAAUGAGUAGGUAGCUCUCACCAGAGCGUGAGCUUAAUGUGCCAAAUCAACCAAGGGGAUAGUAGAGCCCUACUGUGUACCAACUCCUCCUCGCCACUGUUUUUAUAUACAGAGUUUAAAAAACGUAGAAUGGUACGUUGUUAUUACUAUGAAUUAUUAUUAUUAUUAUUAUUAUUAUUAUUAUUACCAUUACUGCUCUUCUUACUCCUAUGAUCCUCACCAUUAGUGGUUUGAUUUGAAUAUGGCAUGGCUCUGUGGUGUGACUGUGUUUUGAACCUCUCCGCUGGGACGUGCACACCCACAUUUGACGGACAGGACGUUCUCCAGGAGACGUUCUCCCUGCUCCUCGUCUGCGAGGACGCGGCCGAGGAGUUCGAUUUGCACCAGAGGUGACUGUUCUGUUUGUACAACAUGGGUUUUGAAACCGCCCAGACUUUUCAGAAGCCACAAUCCCACGUUCGUUACCCACCUGCUCACUUUACAACGGUACAUUUUUGAUUUUGAAAAUCGAACUAGAAUCCUAAUCUACAAAUGAAUGUCUUCGAUUCCCACAGGGGAACAUAUCUGCACUGUUCAAAAUCGAAAAACAACUCUUAGGAAAAAGACCGGAAACUCUCAGCUUCCUCCCCGAUGCGCCGUAGCUCCACUGUGUUUUAUCAGCAGUUCAUUUACUCCCCCUCGGCUCCACCUCCCCACUUUUUACCCCCGUUUGGGUUUUUUUGGAUUCCUCUGGUUCCACUGUGGUGCCGUUGUGCCAACUUGAUAACUCAGAAAGAAGUAUUUGAACUGAUUUUAAAUACGAUUCCUCACCGACCUCUUCUUCUUCACAUCGACACACGUUAGUUUGACAAAAGGAACGAUUUGCACAAAAUGAUCCACCACCAUUGGCUCACUGCUCCCUCCUUUUCCUCCAAUCAUGUCUAAGACCAAAGUACUGUGGUAGUAAAUUGACCCCUGACCAGGCCGUGAGCAUUCAGCCGCCGUCAUCCUUAGAGUUACUAGCACACACACACACACACACACACACACACACACACACACACACACACACACACACACACACACACACACACACACAAACACACACACACACACACACACAUCCAAGUGUUCUCACAGCCACACAGAGAUGAAUGUAUUCUUUGAGAAAUUAAUACUGUUUAGCAGCUGAUGUACAAUCUGUACUCAAACAGUGUCUUCAUCUGUCCGUCAAAAAACCUCCUUCAGGCGGCCGUGUGUUUUAGAAUUGGAGAUUUAGAAACGAGGACGAGUUCGAACCUGUUCGAAGUACUUUCUGGCAACUGAGGCCACAUUCUCAUGGACAACGUUCCUCCCACCGGUUUGUGUCACCAACGGAACCAGACGCCGAGCCACCGCAGGGUGUGAACAGGGCUUUAGGUUGAAAACCUUCCUUCUGGGUGUCAUGGCAACGCGUUGGUCACAUGUGCAGGAUGUGUGAGCGCCCAAGGCCGAACCAUGUGACGUGAGAGCGAAAUACUUCUGUUUAUUCUACACAAAUCUGUGCUAACAACUCGUGGAGAAGACGGCAAACCAGGAAGGGAGUCAAGAACAUUUGAAUUCAUUGGAAUCUGAGUUUAACAAGCUUUUAGUAUUCACGCUGAGAAACAAUUUGCAAUUAUUGAUGCUUCUACUGACUGAAAAGCAGCCUCCGGGCGUGUUGAAUUGAAACAGAACCGACUCCAACCUUGACUGAAACUACACAACACGAACAGCGUGAGGAUGAAGUUUAGCCGCGAACGGAAACACUGUAUAAAAUGUUUAUUUCUCUGCUAUAGUGAGUUCAGAAUGCUCAAGUCAUCACGCCCGGUUAAAGCCAUAACCGUGGGCCGGUGAGGUCGCGUCCAACUCUGAUCCCCACGGAAACGGAUGAGCUGUGGCCGCCUGCGUUACAAGUCCCAGAUUGUGGCUUUAACUAAACAACAGCCUUAAAAUACUCAACUCAACAUCUUUUUAACAUUGCUUUGAAAAUGGAUAAACUCUUGUUUCUUAACUUAUACUUUCAUGACUGCAAUUUUAUAAUUGCUUGAUUCUUAAGCCUCACUUGAGCAUUCUUUGAGUAAAUACUAUCAAUGUAGCGAUGUAUUAAAGUACUGUUUUUGUUUUUGUUCCUCUCUGAUCUGUUAUGAACAAUAAUGGCCUGGCUUCGUCGCGUCACACACAGCAGCAGCUCGCUCCAAAUCACAGGAACAGAUCUGAGCCGCUGCUCUUUGAGACGCCGUCGAGGCAAACUGUGUUUUAAUGUAAAGAGUUGAAAUAAAUGGAGGUGGGUCUGACAGCAGACAGAAACGACAGGGGAACGUGUGCGAGGAACCUUCAGCGGAAGCUGGUGAUAUACUGUAUUCUUCUAGUGACUGACUCAGGAGCGAGAGAGCAAGAGGCCGAGUGAGAGAGAGAGAGAGGGGGGGGGGGGGGGUUGCUCUGCCGUGGGAUCUCUCAGAGGCUUUCUUUAUUUUCUUGUCAAAAACAUUUAAAUGAGCACAAUAAACUAGCCUUUCUUUCACCGCCUCCGUUUCCUGGAGAAUCAACACUCAGGUCUUUGACGUCCAUCACCUGGUACAGCACCGGCGCUUUGGUUUACCUCAUUCCAACAACACAAACACAACUUGCCGUCAUGCCAUUCUGUGGCAUGUUUUUGACUUUCUAAGACGUUUUGAUUGUGAUGAAGCUGAAGGUAAAGAAGGAGGCGGCAGCUGGUGGUCACCAUCCAGUCCUGGUAUUAGUGGGUUUCAUGCUUAGGCUUAAGCUCCUACUGGUGACGUCUAUUAACACGUGUUGUCGAACAAAGCAGAGACUAAAUGUAAAAAUGUUUAGGUGUGACGUUAAUGUAGCUACAAAGAGUGUGUGAAAUCAAAGCAGUUGAGCAGCGGAAGACGUCCAUUCAUCUCUGCUGAACAUCUAGGAAAACUGGAGCUGUCAUGAAUGACGAGCUCCAACAGCAGCUACACAGGACGUUGGGUGUGAAUCUACGGGAGCUGCGUGGAUCGAGUUCAGUAUCUACUACUGACACUUAUACUGUGAAGCCAGUUUGCAUCUUUAUAAUAUGACACAAUAAAGACAACUCUAAUAAUCCA
Betta splendens (Siamese fighting fish) is the source of this 7210-nucleotide messenger RNA. RefSeq names its product extracellular leucine-rich repeat and fibronectin type III domain containing 1b (gene elfn1b). Lineage: Eukaryota; Metazoa; Chordata; Actinopteri; Anabantiformes; Osphronemidae. The record is from RefSeq and is a predicted model, not a curated record. Gene Ontology annotation, molecular function: protein binding. Gene Ontology annotation, cellular component: plasma membrane.